This is a messenger RNA of Naegleria fowleri, 1167 nucleotides long. RefSeq lists its product as uncharacterized. NCBI's taxonomy places the organism in Eukaryota, Heterolobosea, Eutetramitea, Acrasida, Naegleriidae. The record is from RefSeq and is a predicted model, not a curated record. Bases 1 to 1167 code for a protein of 388 amino acids. Gene Ontology annotation, molecular function: GTP binding; GTPase activity; protein binding. The transcript has a single exon.
AUGGGAAAUUCCGUGAAAACGAAAGUCUCUCAUCCACCGCCACCUCCUCCACUCUUUCAGUCUCCCACAGUGGGAGCAAAUCCUCAUAUUUCCAACAAUUCUCCCAUGAAUAAUGGUUGUUCAAGUACAAACAAAAUGAUUUGUGAAUUAUUUUCGUCCAAUUAUCCGUUAGUUUUUGAAAGAAAAUCUCUCAAUGAUCAUCAUCACGGCAACAAGAAAUUAAUGAAUCCCGAUAAGGAAAAGUUGUAUAAUUACAAAAAUAUGAGCGAGUUGGAAGAACAGUUGCCAGAUGAAAUUAUAUUAUAUAUUUUACAAUUUUUACCUUUGGAAUGUGUGAUACAACUUGGAAGAGUUUCGAAAAAUUUUUAUAAUUAUUGGAUUGAUUUCCCACAAUUGUGGAAUCAUGUUUUCAAUUGUGGUUCCAUGUUGUAUUUGCCUUGGAUCUAUGAAGAUAAUCCUAAAAAGAAUUUGAUAUUUUUUCACAAUCAAUUUAAACCUAAAAUUGUAAAUUCCUUCAAAUAUUUGCAAGAGUGUAAUGAAAGAGUUCCAUUGACGUUAAAAUUUUUAAUUGUCGGCUCCCAAUGUUGCGGAAAAAGCGUUCUUGUUGACAAAGUUUUCAAAGAUUUACCUUUUGAAGAAAAUAAUAACUAUGUGAAAACUAUUGGAGUCGAAUUUUGUACGAAAUGUUUACAAUUUUCAGAAAAAGAGGAACGAUGUCUUUUACAUUUGUGGGAUAGUGCAGGAGACGCAAGAUUUCGAUCAAUUAUCAUGAGCUUUUUUAGGGGUGUUAAAGGUUACUUUUAUUGCUUUGAUUUAAAUGAUCGUUCAUCAUUUGAAGAUACUUUAUCAAUCUUUGAGGAUUGGAAAUCUCAAAACAACAUUGAUCAAGUGAGUGAAUAUUUAGAAUCACAGGAUUCCUGUCUCAUAUUAUUAGGACUGAAAGCGGAUCUUCCACACAAAAUCACUCGAGAUGAAAUUGAUGAUUUCUUGGAAGAAAUUAGUAAUGGCACAAACAAACUCUUACACUCAUGCCGAGUUCAAUAUUUUGAAUUGAGCAGUAAGAAAGGCUCAUUUCAAGAUUUGAUAUUUCCUUUUGCCUAUGUAUGCACCAUUUUGAACACACCUCAAGCUGUCACUAUCAAGCAAAUGGGUACACCCUCAGCAUAA